Molecule: messenger RNA, 597 nt
Organism: Prorocentrum cordatum
Lineage: Eukaryota; Dinophyceae; Prorocentrales; Prorocentraceae
Source: the annotation of a GenBank genome assembly
AUGCUCGCACGCGCCGCGGCGGUCGCGGCGGCGCUGUCGCUGGCCGCGGAUGGCCUGGCCUUGCAGGCCCAGCAGCCAGAGCUCGCUCAGGCGGGCGGCGACCUGGCGGGGGCGCAGGAGGCGCAGGGGGAGUGGCCCUGGGGCCGCCGCGCGAAGAGGCCGGCGGAGGAGCAGCAGGCGCCCGCGCCCGCGCAGAACCGCGUGGCCGUGCUGGUCUCGGGCUCCGUCGAGCGCCUGCUGCUCGCGCCGCUCCUCCAGAACGUCGUGCGCCCCAACGCCCUGCAGGGCCUCCAGGUGGACUUGUUCUUCAGGCUGACGGCGCCCACGAAGUUCACGAAAUCCGCCCUCAGCAAGCUCUCUGGGAGCAGCGACCCGAAGAUCGCGACCUUGCUUCAGACCGCGGACGAGACGAGCUUCAACUCCACGGUGAUGGACUUCAUCUGCACGUAUGCUGAGUCACAUCUCGCUGCCAGCUGCCAGUGGGACCUCGAGACGAGCGACCCGCUGUCCUUGCCCCCCGACCUGACCCACCGCCAGAUCAUGACUCAAACCAGCCCGCUCGACACCCCUGUGGGCAAGGAGGCCAUCACCAGGUGA